CUCCCUCUUUAGCCAACCAUCAUCGCUUUUCGAAUUCGAAAUUCCAUUUUUGUUCCUCAAAACCUGCCACCUCCUCUGCCCCAAUGUUGAAACUCCUCCGCCCGUCCCGCGUCCACUGCCUCACCGGCCCGACUUCCACUCUCCGAGCGAAGCCCGAGUCUAACUCGGUUAUUCAGGGGCUGAGUCGGCUCACCCGGUUGGCUCGGAGGAACCCUAGUAAUUUGGGGUUCAGAGCAUUCUUCUGUUCCGAUUCGAGUGAUGGGUCCACGCCUGAGGCCGCAGUUGAGGUUGAGGUCAGGGCAGCUGAGUCUGAGUCCGACGUUUCCGACUCCAAGUCCUCUUCCGCUAUCGUCCCCACCAACCCCAGGCCGGAAGAUUAUUUAACGGUUUUGGCCUUACCAUUGCCUCACAGACCUCUUUUCCCAGGUUUCUACAUGCCAAUUUAUGUGAAGGAUUCUAAAUUAUUGGCAGCUUUACAAGAAAACCGGAAACGGCAAGCUCCCUAUGCUGGUGCUUUCCUUGUUAAAGAUGAGCUGGGGACUGAUUCCAGCCCAGGUUCUGACUCAGAAAAAAGUGUGUAUGACCUUAGAGGAAAAGAAUUAUUUAACCGUCUUCAUGAAGUUGGGACACUUGCUCAGAUUUCAAGUAUUCAGGGUGACCAGGUUAUCCUUAUUGGUCACAGGCGACUACGAAUAACAGAGAUGGUCAGCGAGGAUCCCCUUACUGUCAAAGUUGAUCAUCUCAAGGAAAAAUCUUAUGAUAAGGAUGAUGAUGUAAUAAAGGCUACAUCAUUUGAGGUUAUAUCAACUCUAAGAGAUGUUUUGAAAACAAGCUCCCUUUGGAGGGAUCAUGUUCAGACAUAUAGUCAGCAUAUCGGUGAUUUUAACUUCCCUAGGUUAGCAGAUUUUGGAGCUGCAAUAUCUGGUGGAAAUAAAUUACAGUGCCAGAAAGUUCUUGAAGAGCUGGAUGUGCACAAGCGUUUACAACUCACCUUGGAGUUGAUGAAAAAGGAAGUUGAAAUUAGCAAGAUUCAGGAAUCAAUUGCAAAAGCAAUUGAAGAAAAGAUUAGUGGCGAACAACGCCGUUACCUAUUGAAUGAGCAACUUAAGGCCAUAAAGAAGGAACUUGGAUUGGAAACUGAUGACAAAACUGCCCUUUCUGCAAAGUUUAGGGAAAGACUUGAACCAAAUAGAGAGAAAUGCCCACCUCAUGUAUUGCAAGUUAUAGAAGAGGAGCUUACAAAGUUACAGCUGUUAGAAGCCAGUUCAAGUGAAUUUAAUGUGACCCGUAACUAUCUGGAUUGGUUGACUGCUCUUCCUUGGGGAAACUACAGUGAUGAGAACUUUGAUGUCAUUCGAGCACAAAAGAUUCUUGAUGAAGACCAUUAUGGAUUAACUGACGUUAAGGAAAGAAUCUUGGAAUUUAUAGCUGUUGGAAAACUCCGAGGAAUCUCACAAGGAAAAAUUAUUUGUCUGUCUGGUCCACCUGGAGUGGGUAAAACUAGCAUUGGUCGUUCAAUUGCACGUGCUUUGAACCGUAAGUUCUUCCGGUUUUCUGUUGGUGGAUUAUCAGAUGUUGCGGAAAUCAAGGGGCAUCGUAGAACCUAUAUUGGUGCUAUGCCAGGUAAGAUGGUGCAGUGCUUGAAAAAUGUGGGGACAGCUAAUCCACUAGUUCUGAUUGAUGAGAUAGACAAGUUGGGAAGGGGACAUGCUGGUGAUCCAGCUAGUGCAUUGCUAGAGCUCCUUGAUCCUGAGCAAAAUGCUAAUUUUUUAGACCACUAUCUUGAUGUGCCAAUUGAUCUCUCCAAGGUUCUGUUUGUCUGCACAGCCAAUGUGGUGGAAAACAUACCAAAUCCUCUCUUGGACAGAAUGGAGGUUAUUGCUAUUGCUGGGUAUAUUACUGAUGAGAAAAUGCAUAUUGCCAGAGACUAUCUGGAGAAAACUUCACGGGAAGCAUGUGGCAUCAAGCCUGAACAGGUUGAGGUAACUGAUGCUGCACUUCUUGCCCUAAUAGAAAAUUACUGUCGAGAGGCAGGGGUUCGGAAUCUUCAGAAGCACAUUGAGAAAAUUUAUCGCAAGAUUGCUCUCCAAAUUGUACGGAAAGGGGCAUCGAGUGAACCUGCAGUUGCUGGGGAGAAUGUCCAACUUGCUGAAGUGAUAGCAGAAGUUGUUGAUGAAUCUGGUCAACAGGUUGUAACUGAGACCAGUACAGAUGUAGAAUCAGUAGGUAGCAGUAGUCUUGAGCAGACUACUGAAACCCUUACUCAAACUGAUACAGUUCUGACUGAUGACCAGCCUAAGGAUAUAAAGGAUGAUACUGAAAAGGUUCAGGAAGGUGAAGCAACCAAGACAAUAGAGGAGAAGGUUUUGGUAGAUUCAUCAAACCUAGCUGAUUUUGUUGGGAAACCAGUUUUCCAUGCAGAGCGCAUUUAUGAUGAUACCCCAGUUGGAGUUGUGAUGGGUCUUGCUUGGACUGCUAUGGGUGGAUCCACCUUGUACAUUGAAACAACACAAGUUGAGCAAAGAGAAGGAAAAGGGGCUCUUCAUCUUACUGGUCAGCUUGGAGAUGUCAUGAAAGAAAGUGCACAGAUUGCUCAUACGGUUGCAAGGGCAAUCUUGCAUGAGAAAGACCCAGAAAAUCCCUUCUUUGCCAAUUCAAAGCUCCAUCUGCAUGUUCCUGCAGGAGCAACCCCUAAGGAUGGUCCAAGCGCUGGCUGCACCAUGAUCACAUCCUUGCUAUCUCUUGCAAUGAAGAAACCAAUCAGAAAGGAUUUGGCAAUGACUGGGGAGGUGACUCUUACAGCAAAAAUUCUUCCAAUUGGCGGGGUUAAAGAAAAAACCAUUGCUGCUAGGAGGAGUGGAGUCAAGACCAUUAUUUUUCCAUCUGCUAACAAGAGGGAUUUUGAUGAGCUUGCUGAGAACGUUAAAGAAGGCCUUGACGUUCACUUUGUAGACGGUUAUAGUCAGAUAUUCAACUUGGCCUUUGAUUUUGACAAUGAUACAAGAAAUUAGGUCUUCACUGCCGAAUCAAAGUGCAGGUCUAGAUUUUAAUUUUUGUACUGAAUAACCCUACUUUUCUGGGUCAUCAGGUGAUCAUUAUAAUUUUUUUUUUUUUCCUUUUUCAUUACUUCAAUCUCGAAGUAGGGCUCAAAUUUGUUGUGUAUUCUUGUUUCAGACCACAAGAAAUCAGUACAAUGCAA
Messenger RNA from Rubroshorea leprosula, 3199 nucleotides. The record is from the annotation of a GenBank genome assembly. NCBI's taxonomy places the organism in Eukaryota, Viridiplantae, Streptophyta, Magnoliopsida, Malvales, Dipterocarpaceae.